Messenger RNA from Penicillium malachiteum, 1323 nucleotides. Its product is annotated as putative MFS transporter. The record is from RefSeq and is a predicted model, not a curated record. NCBI's taxonomy places the organism in Eukaryota, Fungi, Ascomycota, Eurotiomycetes, Eurotiales, Aspergillaceae. The coding region runs from base 1 to 1323 and encodes 440 amino acids. Gene Ontology annotation, biological process: transmembrane transport. The transcript is spliced from 5 exons. Gene Ontology annotation, molecular function: transmembrane transporter activity. Gene Ontology annotation, cellular component: membrane.
AUGAGUACUCAAACUCAAACGGAGACUCUUGUUCUCCAAGCCCGGGGCUCCUUAAAUGAAGUGGAACCAGAGCCUGGCAUCCUCCAGGAACCCGAACCAUCUCAGCAAGCGAAAUGGAUCUUACCGAAAAUUCUCAGUGCUGGUGUCUCAUUCUUUGUAGCCGGUGUCAAUGAUGGAAGUUUAGGAUCACUAAUUCCCUAUGUGAUCCGUUCCUAUGGUAUCGGAACAAGCAUGGUCGCAGUAUUGUACGGCGUGACAUUUUGCGGAUGGCUCUUCGCAGCUUUAUCCAACAGUCUCAUAUGUCGACAUCUAGAUCUAGGUGCUAUGCUCGCACUCGGAGCUACAUUCCAGAUUCUAGCCCAUGUUCUACGUUGUUGGCUCCCACAAUUUCCACUCUACGCUGCGACCUUCCUUCUCGCUAGUCUGGGUCAAGCAUUUAAUGAUACACACGCCAAUACAUUCGUCUCAUCUCAAAAAGGCGCACACCGUUGGUUAGGAUUCAUUCAUGCGAUGUAUAUGGCUGGAUGUCUUGUUGGACCCUUUGUCGCUACAGCGGUCGCUUCUGCGAAUACGGACUCUCAGUGGAAUCUCUUCUAUAUCUUCCCAUUGGGACUUGGUGUUAUUAACCUUGCCUUUGUCGGUCUUUCGUUUCAUGAUCGGAUGGCUCUUUGUUUGAAGAAAAAAGAGAGAGAAUCAGCACCCGGAUCGACGUCUACAUCAACAGGGAAAACCGCACUGAGGGAAAUCAAGGCUACCUUGAGCAUGCCGGGUGUUUGGUUACUUAGUUUAUUCUUCUUCUUUUUCCUUGGGGCAUCAAUUACCGCUGGUGGAUGGAUGACCGAAUAUCUCAUCAAGGUUCGAAAUGGAAAUGUCAAGGAUAUGGGAUACGUGCCAGCUGGUUUCUAUGGAGGUGGUUUUCUCGGAAGGCUUCUUCUUGCAGAACCGACGCAUCGUCUCGGUGAGCGUAGGAUGAUAUUCAUCUACGCAGUCCUAUGUGUUGGACUACAGUUGGUCUUUUGGCUUGUGCCAAACAUUAUCACUGAAGCUGUAGCUGUCAGCUUGUUGGGUUUCUUUUCUGGUCCAUUCUUUGCUACGGGAAUUUCCGUCGGAUCAAAAAUCUUCUCUCCAGAAAUCGUCUCUUCGGCUAUUGCCUUUGUCUUUGUCUUGGGUCAAAUUGGUGGAUCGAUCUUCCCAGCCAUCACAGGUAUCAUCGCUGCACAGGUCGAUGUCAAAGUAUUGCAGCCAAUGUUAGUUGGUUUGCUGAGUGCUGCUGGUAUCAGUUGGCUAUUCUUGCCCAAGGAUAUAGGACUGCAUCGAGACUAG